CAAUCUGUAAUUUCUAACAUGUUUAUCACUCAAUAUUUACACACUUUUCCCUGAGGACCACAAUGAUAAUAUGUGCCACGAUGGGGAUUAUAUUUUAUUAUAGGUAUAUAUGUUUCCUGAGUAUAUAAAGUGUUCAUUAUUAUCGCUAAAUCAAAGUAAUGCAAGGCUUCCCCAGAGAUAAGUACGUUAACAACACAGUUCACGUAUGAUAAAGUAAAUACCUGUUGGUAAAUUCCUCAGAGAUUGAUAAAUAUUGCACCAGAAAAGGAAAAGUUUGUGUCCAGUACAAGUAUUGGUCUGGUUGGUGGCAGCUUCACUAAGGGUGACACUGAGUGAUACAUCCAGAGACGAUAUCAUCAUGGCUGAGAAUAACUUAGGCAGACAGGUUGAUGAAAUUGAGGCUCUUUCUUCCAUCUAUGGGACCGACUUCCACACAGAGAGCUCUGAGCACAGGUGUUAUAGUGUAGACAUUACAGAAGGGGAAUGGAUGUCUCUCCUACAGGUGACAAUGCCUCCAGACUAUCCGGGAGAAUCUCCUCCUAUUUACAUGUUAAGUGCACCGUGGCUGAAGGGACUCAAGCGCCAGGAACUGUGUGGAUACUUGGAGGAUAUAUAUCUAGAAAAUGCUGGUGAGAGCAUUGUGUACAUGUGGGUGGAGAGAAUACGUGAGUUUAUGGUGGAACAAUCACAGCUGAGUGAACAAGAAGCUGAAGAACAACAGGUCACCACAGAUUUAGCAUCGGUGAAGCUUGAGCAAGACACUGAGGACCUUACACCUUGUCCAGACAUAUUUUCUGGCGAGAUUAUUUCUGACCGAAAGAGUCAUUUCCAGCCACAUCUUGCAGGGGUCAAGUCACAGGCUGAAGUCAGGCAAGUAUUGAGAAAAUUGUAUGAGAACAAGAAGAUCGCCAAUGCCACUCACAACAUGUACGCCUACCGCUUUACCCCCGAGGGAUCCACCAAUGUGAACCAAAACUGUGAAGAUGAUGGAGAAAUUCAUGCGGGAGGUCGCCUCCUGCACCUCCUCCAGAUCCUUGAUGCCAAAGAUGUGUUGGUGGUGGUGACAAGAUGGUAUGGCGGUAUACACCUUGGGCCAGACAGGUUCAAGCAUAUCAACAAUUCUGCACGACAAAUUUUAGACUCUUGUGGUUAUAUCAGUACACACAGUGAUAAAAAUAAGAAAAAUAAAAAAGUUAAAUAGUAAA
Messenger RNA from Homarus americanus (American lobster), 1205 nucleotides. Its product is annotated as protein IMPACT-B-like. The record is from RefSeq and is a predicted model, not a curated record. Gene Ontology annotation, cellular component: cytoplasm. Gene Ontology annotation, biological process: regulation of translational initiation. Lineage: Eukaryota; Metazoa; Arthropoda; Malacostraca; Decapoda; Nephropidae. Gene Ontology annotation, molecular function: protein binding. Bases 359 to 1201 code for a protein of 280 amino acids. The transcript is spliced from 7 exons.